Trifolium pratense (red clover) is the source of this 1780-nucleotide messenger RNA. RefSeq lists its product as uncharacterized. The record is from RefSeq and is a predicted model, not a curated record. Gene Ontology annotation, molecular function: S-adenosylmethionine-dependent methyltransferase activity. Bases 143 to 1648 code for a protein of 501 amino acids. The transcript has a single exon. NCBI's taxonomy places the organism in Eukaryota, Viridiplantae, Streptophyta, Magnoliopsida, Fabales, Fabaceae.
CACUUACAUACUAAACACUAUUCAUUCCGUCUUUCAUUCUACAUAGCAAACCCCUCGAAUUUCCUAUUUUACCCUCCAAACCAGAUUCAAUUUUCAAUCCUUACCCUUUCUUUCUUCUCUUUGGUUUCUUGCUAAAGAAUCCAUGGAGUUCACUAUGGCGAAACACGGCAUCCUAAGGAACAUUCUCGUUCGCAUAUUCUCCUUCGCUGUUCUAAUCUUCGCUGCGCGAUUCGCAAUCAUCGUCACAGUUCGUGGCGGAUCAUGCGACUCUUCUGAUUUCUGUUUCUUCUCAGAAAAUAUCAACCUCACUGCUCCUUCUCAUCUUUCCGGCUCCGAUGAUCCAUUCUCCGGCAAGAAUUGGCGCCGUUCGGUUGAAUACUACGCCGCAAUUUUCCAGGAUUUGAUUGGCGAAGGUUCAAUUUCGCCGAAUUCUAAAGCUCUCUGCAUUGAUACUCCCACCGGAGAAGAUGUUUUGGCGUUGAAAGAAAUCGGCGUUGUAGACUCCGUCGGAAUCUUCAAGAAACCGUCGCCGCCGUUGAUCGUUCAAGGAGAAGGUCACCGGCAUCCAUUUCCCGGCGACGCGUUCGAUUUUGAAUUCUCCGGUAACGGCGGUUUAGAAGAAUCAUCUAAACCAGCGGAAUUCGCGGCGGAGAUUUGCCGGACUCUCCGACCCGGCGGAAUCUUAGCUGUUCACACGGCGGCGAGAGACGUAUACAGUUACAAUUCAUUUCUCGAAUUAUUCACUUGCUUUGAAUUGAUCAGAAAAAGAGAAAUCAACGGUGUAGAUUCAUCAACAAUUCUCGAGAUUUUGAUGAAAAAGAAAAUUCCCCAAUUCAAAACCCUAAGUUCAAUUUCAAUUUCACCCCUAAAUUCCAAUUCACUGAAUUCAGUGAAUAAGUGCUUAAUUCCACGUUACAAACGUGAAAUAGUGAAAAAUGCAGAAUCAUUGAUACUUGAAGAGCCAAUGAAACCAUUGAUUACAUUGAAAAGAAAUUUGAAGAACAUAAAGUACUUAACUUCAUUGGUUGAUAUAAGCUUCAAGAAAAACUAUGUCUACAUCGAUAUCGGAUCUCGAAGCUAUGGUUCAAGCAUUGGAAGCUGGUUCAAGAAACAAUACCCAAAACAGAACAAAACAUUUGAAGUUUAUGCAAUUGAAGCAGAUAAAACUUUUCAUGAAGAGUACAGAACAAAAAAAGGUGUGAAUUUGUUACCAUAUGUAGCUUGGGUUAGAAAUGAGACAUUGUUUUUCGAGAUUACGAGAGACCCGGGUAAGAAAAUGAUGAUGAAAGGUAGAGGAAUGGGUAGGAAUAGGAUUAAUCCUGUUCAAACAAGUUCAAGUCAUAUGGGUGAUAAGGAUAAGAUUCAAGGUAUUGAUUUUGCUUAUUGGUUAAAGAGUGUUGUUACAAGUAAAGAUUUUGUUGUUGUGAAAAUGGAUGUUGAAGGUACUGAGUUUCAUUUGAUACCUAAGUUGAUUCAAACUGGUGCUAUUUGUUUGAUUGAUGAGCUUUUUCUUGAGUGUCAUUAUAAUAGAUGGCAGAGAUGUUGUUCUGGUCAGAGAAGUUCUAAGUUUCAGAAAAGUUAUUCUGAUUGUUUGGAUUUGUUUACUGAACUUAGAGAUAUUGGUGUUCUUGUUCAUCAAUGGUGGUGAUAAUCCAUAGUGUACAAACUUGUUUGUAUAGGUUUUUUUUAUACUAGGGUUUUAUAUGAUUAAAUUGAUUCUUUUGUAGAUUCUUUUUUAGUCAAUUGUAGAGUUUAAUGAAUGAAAGAUUUUGUUUAUUCU